This is a messenger RNA of Lymnaea stagnalis (great pond snail), 1639 nucleotides long. Lineage: Eukaryota; Metazoa; Mollusca; Gastropoda; Lymnaeidae. The record is from the annotation of a GenBank genome assembly.
AUGGGAUGUGCCCCCAAGUACGCCGACCGCUUCAACUUCUCCCAGAUCGAUGAGUUCCAGAUGGCCCUCUACGCCAAGAACGUUAUCGCCGUUGGGCCGUGUGGGCUGGACUGCACCAUCAAGCUGGACAUGGGGCUUCAGAGGACAGUCUUCAAACUACAGAUAGAGAUUGCUACGGAGAUGGGACUUCCGUUGGUUAUUCAGAGCAAGAUGGCCGAUCUUGACUGUUUGGAUUUGCUCGAGAGGGUAGCUAUUAAAAUUUGUUAUAAAAUUAUAAUGAUAGUUAAGUUUCGUAAUUUUCAGUUACCGUGCUGAUAGAAAAUGUAUUUUCCUGCCAGAAUUUUAUACAUUUCUUAUGAAGAUUUAUUAUUUUUAGUAUUAGUUUAAAAACCAAUUAUAUUUUGUCAUUAUUUGGUCACCGCUUAUUUUGUUUCGGGCAUUAGAGUGUCAAAAUGUUUCAAAAAUUGUCAAAAUACAGAUGUGGAAAAUUUCCUUUCAAUUAAUAUGCAUUUUCUUUAAUACCAUUGGUGUAAUAUUUUCCCUUGCACAACAUUACAUUCACUUUUAUUACCACUUGUGUACAAUCCUGUUUCGUUUGUUCCAUUAGUACACGCCGUCAACCCAGAAGAUCCACAUCCAAGGAUUUGAGGGUGAUGACAACACGGCCAGCUGCUGGAUGUCCAGUUUCCCUAACGUGUACUUUGGCUUGACCCCAGUCAUCGGUGACUCGGCCACGCCCACUUACAUCAAGGACAUGGUCAGGUCGAUUCCCCUAAACAGAGUUCUCCUAGAAUCCGGGGCACCACACUUCGUUCCGGAGAAAUUCAGUGUAAGUUUUCGAUUGUUUCUAUAUUUCUCUGGUAGUAAUUAAACAAAUAUAUUUAUCUCAAUUGUAAAAGUAUACCUCCAUGAAGAAAUAUUUAUUUUAUCAUUGGUGAACAGAAUCACUUAUAAUGGGGCUAAAGCUAGAUUAGUGUUUUGUAUCAUAGGUUAAGAGAAUCAACUCUAAUGGGGCUAAAGCUAGAUAGUGCUUUGUAUCAUUAGUUAAAAGAAUGUCCGCAAAUGGGGCUUCAGCUUGAUGUUGCUGUGUCAUUGGUUAACAGAAUUACCAAUAUUGGGGCUUACGCCAGACAGAGCUUUAAUUUUGAAAUCCCAUUUAUUUAUGGACACAAUUUUAAUCUAAAAAAAAAUAAAAUGAAAAUAUUAAAACUUAAAAACACACACACACACAAAAAGCCCAUCUUUAAUUUUUCUUUGUAUUGGUUUAGUGUGUAUGGGGUGAGAUGGUGGCGAGAAUUUAACCUCUCAUGAUUUUUAAGUAAUUAUAAGUUUUCCAAAAUUUUCCUUCUAAUUAUGUAGGAAUAAUUUCUGUUAUUUUCAAGGCUCGGGGACUGAGCCCCGUGGUUAAGAUUUCAUUUUAUGAUCUCACGGCCUAGUUGAUCAACUUCAUGGAAUUAUGACACAUUGUGGAUUAUGUGUAAAUAUAUUUAUAUAUUUUUUUUUUCAGAAUGACGUCCAAAGCUCCCAUUUCGGAUUCGCUUUAGUAACUGCCCAGGCUGUCGGGGAGCUGAGACGCGUAUCCAUGGAUACUGUGCUCAAGGUGUGUAGGGACAACACACGUCGGUUCUAUGAUAUCUAA